Molecule: messenger RNA, 1065 nt
Organism: Cladophialophora psammophila CBS 110553
Lineage: Eukaryota; Fungi; Ascomycota; Eurotiomycetes; Chaetothyriales; Herpotrichiellaceae
Exons: 2
Coding region: 1-1065 (354 amino acids)
Molecular function (GO): phosphatase activity
Source: RefSeq, a predicted model, not a curated record
AUGGCGCCGGAGAAUAAUUCCUCAAUGCGAGGCCGAGACUUCAACCCCGUUCGCGCCUGCAUCUUCGACAUGGAUGGCCUUCUCAUCGACUCCGAAGACGCCUACACCAUCGUCACCAACACCAUCCUGCGCGAAAACGGCCGUCCCGAUCUUCCCUGGGAAAUCAAAGCACAACUCCAAGGCCGGCCCUCUCACUCGGCCGGGAAAAUCUUUCACGAGUGGGCCCAGCUCCCGAUCUCGAGGGAGGAGUUUAUGAGUAGGCAAGCGGAGUUACAAGUAGAGGCCUUUUUAAAGUGCAGACCACUCCCAGGUGUGGAGCAAUUGCUGAAGAAAUUGCAAAAAUCUUAUACAAAGAGUCAAGCGAUAUCUUUCUCCCCGGACAGAUCGAGCAAUAAGAAGGUCCACCUCGCACUAGCAACGAGUUCGCACUCAAAAAAUUUCGAGAUCAAGACAAGUGGAAUGAAAGACCUGUUCAGUCUCUUCCCUCAGAGACAUGUCAUAUUGGGCGAUGAUCAUCGCAUACCGAAGGGGAGAGGAAAGCCACUACCGGACAUUUACCUAUUGGCAUUGCAGAAUAUUAAUGAGACGUUGUUGGUGGAGGGCAAUGGGGAAAGACCCAUCACGCCGGAGGAGUGCCUUGUGUUUGAGGACAGCGUUCCCGGGGUGGAGGCCGGCAGGAGGGCAGGCAUGCGCGUCGUAUGGGUGCCACAUCCGGGAUUACUCGAAAUAUACCUGGGAAGAGAAGAGGAGGUUCUCGCAGGACAGACGGGCGAACACAAAGAGGACGAUCUGGACCACACGGAGGGCAUCCCUCUCAUGGGCAGUCCUGGCUACCCGGGCGAGAUCAUGGACGGAUGGGCAGAGAUGCUGGCCUCACUGGAAGAGUUCGAUUUCUCGAGAUAUGGAAUUGAAGUUGUCGACGAAGGAGACGCUUCUGAAAACGGCCAGCCCGCUCUCAAUGGCAUGACGGACAAAGAGCUGGAAGAAAUGACAGCCCUGGCGGACGGUAAACGUCAUGCUCCCGAAGAACCAUCACCUUCACAGGUCCCCAGGACGAGUUUAUGA